Molecule: messenger RNA, 171 nt
Organism: Serendipita indica DSM 11827
Lineage: Eukaryota; Fungi; Basidiomycota; Agaricomycetes; Sebacinales; Serendipitaceae
Source: the annotation of a GenBank genome assembly
AUGACACACGACGCCGUUUGGUUUUCUCGCCCCCGCAAGUUUGGCAAGGGCUCCAGGCAAUGCCGCCUGUGCGCUCACCAGGCUGGUCUCAUCCGCAAGUACGGCCUUGACCUCUGCCGUCAAUGCUUCCGUGAAAAUAGUGCUGCUAUCGGCUUUGUCAAGAACCGAUAA